CGGCUGGCGGCAACUACACUUGUGUUGCUCUGAGAACAGACUGUUUCGGUGAGUUGUCCAAUAACGCAUUUUGAGACAAUGGCUGAGGGCGGAUCCGAUGAACGCUACGAGUUUGAUGCCCCGUCUCAUGUGGUGGACUUCGUAGAUCUGGAGAAUGACGAGAGCGAGGACGUGUGGUUUGAACAACAGGCUGGAGGAGCAGUUGACAACCUUAAAACUCCUCUGAGACCCAACCAAGGCUUUAGGAGAAGCCACGCGGUGGACCUGCCUAGAGCCAUCGUGACCCCUCAAGUCAAGACAGAAGAGGACCCUGGUCCUAUUGAAUCCGAAUCUCCACCUCCAAACGUGGUCACAUCCUGGGGUGCUGGAUCUCCUGCUCGGACUGGUGCAAGACCAAAGAGGGCCGCUAACCAGCCCCCUGCCCAACCACGCAGGGUUUCAAAACGUAAAGAGAUGACUAGUGGUCCGGCUAAAGAACCAUCAAAGAAACGCAAAAAAACUCCUCCUGUUGCCCGAAGAUCCAGAAGCGUCCUCCACAGCAAGGUGCCACAGAACACCAGGGCAGUGCCCAAGACCCGGCCAGCAGCUUCCUCUACUGCAAACACAGACUCUGAAGAACAGGAGCUGGAGCUCAUCAGGAACCUCCAGAGGGAAGUGGCUCUGCAUCGCAGGCAGAACGAGGCCAGCUACAAGGCUGCUCUGGCUGGCAAUCCACCACCAAAGAAGAUGGUCCUGGCAGCCACUGUGCCCAAAGAGUUCCAAUUCAACACCAACGCCCGUGUCAAGGCGACCACUUCCUCAAACGCAGCCCGCAAGGAGGUGGACCAAAUCAAUCAGCCCUGCAAACCCUCCUCCCCAGGAAAGGCUUUGAGAGGCGCCACCGUGCCGAAACCCUUCAACCUGUCGACCGGCAACAAGAGAGAGGUAGAGGAGUUGGCUGCAUACGUGCCCUUGGCUCAGCAGGUCGAGCAGUACCAGAAACGAACCCCCGACCGCUACCAUCUGCGAAGUCGCAGGAGUCAAGAGAGAGGGCCAGGAGCAGUGAAGGGUGGUAAGCUGAAGCUCACCCAGCCUCACACUCCUCAACUGAUGACUCGCCAGAGGAGCCGGCCAACCAACGUGAAGAGCAGUGCCGACCUGGAGGCUGAAGAGUUGGAAAAGCUCCACAAGUUUAAGUUCAAUGCCUUGGCGCUGAACAGGAAAAUUCUGGAGAGCGCCGAGCACCUAAAGAGGCCAGCAGUGAAGGAACCCACUGUACCCGAAGGCUUCGAGCUGCAGAUAGAGAAACGUCUCCAUGAGAGACAGGCCAGCAAGCAGAAUCAGGAAGGGGAGGAGAGGGCGCACGCCUUCAAAGCCCAGCGGCUGCCCAAAAGGAUCCUGGAAGGAGUCGUGGGAUUGCCAGAGAAGAAAGUUCUGCAUCCAACUGUGCCAGAGUCUCCAGCUUUUGCCCUCAAGAAGAGGAUUCGUAUAGAGAAGGUGGAGGAGGUCAGACAGCCCUCACCCAUCAAGGCCCCCCCAGUGCCUCAUUUUGGCCUCCCCUUCCAGCCCCAGCUGCAAGAGAACCACCAAGUGGAAGUCUGUCCCUUCUCCUUUGAGGAGCGGGACCAAGAGAGGAGGGCGCUGAAAGAGAAGCGGCUGCAGGAGAUGAAAAAUGAAGAGGUACCGCAGUUCAAGGCCCAGCCUAUGCCCGCCUUCGACGCUGUGCUCCUCCCCGAGAAGAAGAAGCUGGAGACCACGAAGCCCGAGCCCUUCAGACUGCUACUGGAUGAACGGGGCGCUGUGAAGAGCACUCGCUGGGAGCAGAUGGUGAAGGAAGAGAAUAAACGAGAGGAAGCGGCAGUAUUCAAAGCCAGGCCCAACACAGUCACUCAUAAAGAGCCUUUCCAGCCCAAAAAGGAGGCCCGGGCUGCAGUUGUUGUAGAGGCCUUCGAGCUGUCGACAGAGCGUCGGGCCACAGAGCGGCAAGAAUACGAGCGGCAGGCCAGUGAGAAGGAGGCUCUCAGGAGGCUCAUGGAGGAGCAGCAGAGACAAGAGCAGGAGCUGAAGGAGAAGGAGGAGAUCGCACAGCUGCGUCAAGAACAGGUUCACGCUGCUCAGCCCAUCAGACACUACAAACCUGUAGCCGUGAAGAAGAGCGAGGUUCCUCUCACAGUCCCCCACUCGCCCAACUUCUCUGACCGCUUCCGCUUGUGAUCAGCCUUCUUCACUCCACUCUGUAGAGAUCUGCAUAUUUUAAGCCUUCAGAUGUUUUGUUUUUUUGUUUUUUUAAUCAUUCUCAAAUAAUUUCUUUCAAUCUUUCUUGUUGCUUGUCUGUAGAAUCGAUGUGUAUUUGAAGCGACUGAAGCUCUGUUUUUCUGUGUUCCAUGUUUAACUUUAGAUUGUAACAAGGUGCUGUAUAUUCUCUAAACUAUUCUAUUUUUACUGACAAGCAGUUCACAGUUGCUUUCUCUCUAUAUCUCUAUCUCUUUCUGUCUUUUGAAUAAAAGUUUUAAAAAU
Messenger RNA from Anoplopoma fimbria (sablefish), 2496 nucleotides. RefSeq names its product TPX2 microtubule nucleation factor (gene tpx2). The coding region runs from base 79 to 2193 and encodes 704 amino acids. Gene Ontology annotation, biological process: regulation of mitotic spindle organization; activation of protein kinase activity. The record is from RefSeq and is a predicted model, not a curated record. Gene Ontology annotation, cellular component: microtubule; spindle. The transcript has 17 exons. Lineage: Eukaryota; Metazoa; Chordata; Actinopteri; Perciformes; Anoplopomatidae.